Molecule: messenger RNA, 474 nt
Organism: Lactuca saligna
Lineage: Eukaryota; Viridiplantae; Streptophyta; Magnoliopsida; Asterales; Asteraceae
Source: the annotation of a GenBank genome assembly
AUGCAAAACAACAAAGAUUCCAAUGAAGCAGAAGCAUAUCAAGUUAGAAAGUUGGAGAUAACAGACAAGAGCAAGGGAUUCAUGGAACUUCUACAGCAACUUACAGUGUGUGAUCCUGUAUCAGAUGAAGAAUUCCAAAACCGAUUUGAAGAGCUCAAAUCAUGCGGCGAUGAUCAUGUGAUUUGUGUGAUUGAAGACGCCACGUCAUCAAAGAUCAUUGCAACUGGAAGCGUGUUCAUUGAGAAGAAAUUCAUAAGGGGGUGUGGGAAAGUUGGACAUAUUGAGGACAUUGUGGUUGAUUCGAGUGCAAGAGGGUUGCAAUUAGGGAAGAAAGUGGUUGGUUUUCUUGUGGAUCAUGCUCGUUCUAAUGGUUGUUAUAAGGUGAUUCUUGAUUGUAGUGAUGAUAAUAAGGCUUUUUAUGAGAAAUGUGGAUUUAAAGAGAAAGAAAUUCAAAUGGUGAAGUAUUUCAUUUGA